Messenger RNA from Strongylus vulgaris, 840 nucleotides. The record is from the annotation of a GenBank genome assembly. NCBI's taxonomy places the organism in Eukaryota, Metazoa, Nematoda, Chromadorea, Rhabditida, Strongylidae.
AUGUUCCUUUUUGAAGUUUUUUGCUGCUUUGCUUUAGUCGGGGCCUACAAAAUACUGGUGUUCUCCCCAGUAAUUAGUCGUUCUCAUAUGAUCUCAAAUGGAAGGAUUGCUGACGAACUGGCCGUGGCAGGACAUGACGUGGUGGGACUUGCACCCCAGAAAAUAAACCUAUGCGGAAACGGCAUUGCCCAUGUGCUUGGCAUCAGAUCACACUUCUGGGUAUCAAGUUGCCCUAUCAGUGAUCAUAUGGCCUGGGUGUUGGGAAUGCCCCAGCCAUCCUCAUACAUACCUUCUUUGAUCGGCACCGAUUCCAACCAUCGAAUGAGCUAUUUUGAACGCGUUCAAAAUAUUUACUACACUUUCUUGUACAUCUACUUUUCCGAGUUGGGUGUUUUCAGAAGGAAAUAUGGGGCAGAUUUUCCCAAUUUGGCUGAAAUUGCUUCCAACUCUGAUAUGAUAUUUGUGGCUACAGACGAAUUUAUCGAAAUACCACGUCCUACUCUUCCUAAUGUCGUUCAUAUAGGCGGAAUAGGCGUGAUCCACUCAUCUCUUUUACAGCCCUUUGCCCAUGAGCUCGAAAAAGGCGCCAAAGGAGUUGUCUAUUUUUCAUUAGGGACACUAGUCAACACUACUUCACUGCCUCCUACUGCUAUGACUACGGUGAUGAAUGCGGUCAAGCAAACUCCAGAUUACCAUUUCAUUUUGGUUGCAGACAAAUACGACAAAUUCACAAGAAUGCUUGCCGAUAGUGUGUCGAAUGUAUACAUCUGUUCGUGGGCACCACAACCUGCUAUCCUAAGUAAGUUUGAAGAUAUUACGCUACUUCUCAAACUACCUUGA